This is a messenger RNA of Drosophila obscura, 430 nucleotides long. RefSeq names its product kunitz-type serine protease inhibitor-like. Gene Ontology annotation, molecular function: serine-type endopeptidase inhibitor activity. The record is from RefSeq and is a predicted model, not a curated record. Lineage: Eukaryota; Metazoa; Arthropoda; Insecta; Diptera; Drosophilidae. The coding region runs from base 20 to 295 and encodes 91 amino acids. The transcript has 2 exons.
GUUCUACAAAGAUCUCAAAAUGCACUGGAUGCGCCUUGUUCUGGUUUUUCUAGUCGCUUCACUUGUGUAUGCCGAAAAAGAAGAACAGGAAGAGGAAACGGAGAAACGCGAAAGACUAAAACGUUUCGCUAUCUGCGCCCUGCGACCUGCCUAUGGCAAUUGCAGGGGACGUCGGUCACUGUGGACCUAUAAUAUCUACCGACAAGUAUGCGAGCAGUUCACAUAUUCGAACUGCGGCGGCAAUCCAAAUCGCUUCCACAGCGAUGAGCAGUGCAUGAAAUUUUGUAAAGGAUAAGUAUAUGUUAGAUGCUAAAUACAAUUAGAAAUUUAGUUAAAAUCAAAAGAUUUCUAUAUAAAUGUAUAUGUUAAAUUUCGAAUUACAAGAAUAUCGUUCCUAAGAAUUGGAGAACUCUAGCUGAAAAAUAUCGUU